UCUUCCUCUUCCACACCCAACAUUUCUUCUCCCCCCCACUCUCCGUUUCUUCUUCUUUUUUAUUAUCAACCCAUCUCCAUCCUUAAACCCUACCUCUUCAUAUAUACACACUCCCGCAAUUCCGAAAGCCAGCAGCAACUGUCAAAAACACAGCCUCGCACUUGCACCACCACCCCCCAGCCGGAGCGCACCGCAAUGGCGUUGGAGAGCCCGCUCCUGACGGGCAACAACCACAGCAAUGGAGUGGAAGGAGGAGCCCACGGCGGCGCCAAGGGGGUGACCGCGGCGAAGGAGUUCGGGGGCGAGUCGAAGCGGCUCUGGAAGCUGGCGGGUCCCGCCAUCUUCACCGCCCUCUCCCAGUACUCCCUCGGCGCCCUCACCCAGACCUUUGCCGGACAAGUCAGCGAGAUCGACCUCGCCGCCGUCUCCGUCGAGAACUCCGUCAUCGCGGGCCUCGCCUUCGGCGUCAUGUUGGGAAUGGGAAGUGCACUGGAGACACUGUGUGGGCAAGCAUAUGGUGCGGGCGAGAUCAGGAUGUUGGGGGUGUAUAUGCAGAGAUCAUGGGUCAUCUUGUUGACCACGGCCUGCAUUCUGGUUCCUCUCUACGUGUGGUCUCCUCCCAUCCUGGAGCUCAUUGGAGAGACCACUGAAAUCUCUGAAGCUGCUGGUAAAUUUGCUCUGUGGAUGCUUCCGCAGUUGUUUGCAUAUGCGCUGAAUUUUCCAAUCCAGAAAUUCUUACAAGCGCAACGGAAGGUCAUGGUGAUGGCUUGGAUCUCAGCCAUAGUACUGGUGAUACACGCGGUAGCCAGCUGGCUGUUCAUACUUAAGCUUGGAUAUGGCUUGGUCGGAGCAGCAAUAACCCUGAACACAUCAUGGUGGCUCAUCAUUAUUGGCCAACUGCUGUAUAUUUUCAUCACCAAAUCAGAUGGCGCUUGGGGUGGAUUCUCAUGGCUGGCGUUCUCCAACUUAUGGGGCUUUGUCAAGCUUUCUCUGGCCUCUGCCGUGAUGUUGUGCUUGGAGUUUUGGUACUUGAUGAUCCUGGUGGUGAUUACAGGACGUUUGCCAAAUCCCCUAAUCCCAGUCGAUGCCAUUUCUAUUUGCAUGAACAUUCAAGGAUGGGAUGCCAUGAUUGCACUUGGAUUCAACGCUGCAAUUAGUGUGAGAGUGUCAAAUGAGCUUGGAGGCGGCAAUGCCAAAGCAGCGAAAUUUGCUGUAUGGGUGGUUUCCGUCACCUCUGUGUCCAUUGGGGUGGUGUGCAUGGCCGUGGUGUUUGCAACAAGAGAUGUUUUCCCUUACCUAUUCACAAGUAGUGAUGAGGUUGCUGUUGAAACCACGAAGCUGGCCACCUUGCUUGCUAUCACAGUUCUCCUAAACAGUCUCCAACCCGUCUUGUCUGGUGUCGCUGUUGGAGCGGGAUGGCAAUGGAUUGUUGCAUACAUCAACAUCGGGUGCUACUAUAUUGUUGGAUUGCCUGCUGGCAUACUCCUCGGUUUCACAUUUGGUUUCGGAGUUGAGGGUAUCUGGUCAGGUAUGAUUGGAGGCAUUUGUUUACAAACCAUAAUCCUCAUAAUUCUCACUUCAAUAACCAACUGGAACAAAGAGGCUGAGGAGGCAGAAACUCGUGUGAAGAAAUGGGGAGGAGGAUCUAAUGAAGAGCAUUGAUCUAUUUGAACGCUCCAAAUCACAGUCGAGACAAUGGGCAGUAGUGAAUACAAACAGCAGCAUAACACCAACAUAUUUCUGGUCAAGUUUGAGUUGUCCUUGGGCCGAAAAGCCAGCAAAAAAGAUGCCGCUGCGGGUUUCUCCAAAUUGACUUUCACCAACUCAACCGUGAUUCAGCAAGUAGUCAUCUAACUUCAGAGACCGUUUGCAGGACGGAAAUAUGAUCUCGAGGUGGAAAGCAAUGAUGUAGCUGGAUUAGCAUUUUGAUGUGUCGGUUUGUAUUUAAGGGUGGUUGCACACCCAUUUUUGUCAUUAAGACUGCCUUUUUCAAUUGGGUUUCAAGUUCAAUAUGGGAUAAUGAGUUGAUGCUAUAAAGUUUGGACGAUUGGCGAUC
Molecule: messenger RNA, 2056 nt
Organism: Eucalyptus grandis
Lineage: Eukaryota; Viridiplantae; Streptophyta; Magnoliopsida; Myrtales; Myrtaceae
Product: protein DETOXIFICATION 33
Exons: 9
Coding region: 196-1662 (488 amino acids)
Biological process (GO): xenobiotic detoxification by transmembrane export across the plasma membrane
Cellular component (GO): membrane
Molecular function (GO): xenobiotic transmembrane transporter activity; antiporter activity
Source: RefSeq, a predicted model, not a curated record